This is a messenger RNA of Sclerotinia trifoliorum, 1150 nucleotides long. The record is from the annotation of a GenBank genome assembly. Lineage: Eukaryota; Fungi; Ascomycota; Leotiomycetes; Helotiales; Sclerotiniaceae.
CCUCCAUCAGACUACAAGAUGCUCAGUCAAAAAGUAUUUUGCCAAUAGUGUUAAUGGACUCGUACAGAUUGAGCUAGCUCUAUGAUCGUGGCUGUGUAUCAACUCUGAGAGGAGCAGAUAAAAUGCAAUGAUUGUUUCGAUCUCUGACUGUUUUUAUCAUUUAACCUUAUGAGUCUUGCAAAACAGAAUGAGUGAUUCGGUUGAUUCAUUUCGAAAUAUCUGACAACAUUUAGAACUUUCCAGUACACCCAGGAUGUAUAUUUAAUCGUAUAGAUGCCCAUUUCUAUUUUCUCCAUUUUCGAUAACUUUAGUAUUCUUUGAAGACAAAAAACAAAGUCUAUCCAACGGUAUCAAAUCCCUCAUUGAAAGUAGUGAGAUUUCAUGAUUUGAUGAUAUCUCCCUAUUGAAUAUCAAUCCUACUAUUACUGUACCAGCAACCCAUUUUCAAGCAUAGCAAGAAGCCUCAUACACACAAGAAAAUGGCAGUAACGAAGCGUCGAAGCAAUACUCAAUAUAACGAUCCAAAAUCAAUCUCUACUGGACUUCCAGGUGCGGAUUUGGAUCAGAGUAUGAUUCGAACGAACUGGGCAUUUCCAGAGCACCCUACCUCAACAUAUAGACCUACACAAUAUAUGUCUGGGAAAUUUCAUCGCGAUCAUGGUACUCGUCGUCCUUGUCGCCCUCCUCCAGAACAUCCUUGUAUAUAUGAUGCUAUAAAGUGGGAGUGCGCACAAUCGGACGCGCGUAAUAAACAUAAGGGAUUUUGCGUCAUUUUUCAUGCAAAGCCAUGCGCAAAUUUUACAGAAACACAAUCGAAUUUGUUUGAAUGUUGCCAGGGACAUAAGAUUAUGGUUGUUGAGGAGAGAAAAGGGUUUUGUUAUGGACCGCAUUGUCCGGGUUUUGAGGAGUUGGACGGGAAGGGUAGACCAGUUCCGAAUUCGCCCUACCGAUUCAACACGUGGUUUUAUUAUGGGAUUUUGCCGGAAAAGUUGUUUCCGGAAAUAAUGGAGGAGGAAUGAAGGGAAUGGUUCCGGCAGGAUGAGAGGAGUAAAAGGGGGCGAGCAGUGAUCUUUGGCUAUGCGAGCCUAGGAUUCUGAUGGUAGGUUUAGAUAGUGUGGAAGUUAAGAUGUGGUAAUACUGGAGUAAUGGG